Messenger RNA from Terrapene triunguis (Three-toed box turtle), 4973 nucleotides. Its product is annotated as BCLAF1 and THRAP3 family member 3-like. The record is from RefSeq and is a predicted model, not a curated record. Gene Ontology annotation, molecular function: transcription coregulator activity; DNA binding. The coding region runs from base 11 to 2170 and encodes 719 amino acids. Gene Ontology annotation, cellular component: mediator complex. Gene Ontology annotation, biological process: positive regulation of transcription by RNA polymerase II. The transcript is spliced from 11 exons. NCBI's taxonomy places the organism in Eukaryota, Metazoa, Chordata, Testudines, Emydidae.
AUAUCAAAAGAUGGCUAGAUCUAGAUCAAGAUCACCAAGGUGGAAACACAGGUCCUUAUCACCUGCAUUUAGGAGUCCAGAACACCAUAGACAAAGACAUGCUCAUAUUAAUUAUGACUGUGAAUAUAAGAGAUUUAGGAAAGACCUAAAGAAACCUGUGUCUUGGAGAGUGGAAGAUGGGAAAUACGGACAAAGCAAUUCUAGAUUUGCACCACAUGGGAAUAUCCCCCACAGAAUUUAUGAACAUAGAUCAUCUUCACCAAAUGUAAAAAGAAUUCCUUUAGAGGAUACGUAUAGUCGUAAACCCUAUAGAACACAUUCAUCAGAAAGGGGUGAAGGCAACAGGAGAUAUCAGUUUCCACCCAAAUACUCAGAAGUAUCCUACAAAGAACAUGAUCAACCUUUUUACCCACACAAAAUGCAAGAAAGAUAUAUGCCUGAGGACUUCAGAGUCACUGGAGAUGAAAAAGGAAUGAAACCUUUUCAUAGACCAUUAGGGGCUUCAUGUAAAUUUGAAAGAAAAUGGCAUGAAGAUGAAAUGAGGCACCAGAAGUUUCAGGAAGACAAAUAUGGUCAGUCACUCCGAAGAGCUUCUGAAGAAUUUACGACAAGGAGCUCUUUGCAGAAGAGGUAUCCUGAAGAUCGUGAUUACAGAGAACAUGGGCAUACAUCUAAAAGGGCUAAAGAAAUUGAGAGAUAUGACGCUGGAGAAAUAGCAAGAAAUCACAAAUGGAAGCAAGAUCGUUCUUUUCUACCCUACCAAAAAAAGGAGGAGCAAAGAAACAUUGGUCCACAAGCUCAUCGGUCUGCUGAAAGGGAGUACACAAAGAGUUCUGUUACGAAGAUAGCAUAUGACUAUAGUUACAAACAACAUAGACACCCAGAUGGGACAAAAUCUUUUUCUGAUGAUAGAGCUCAGAAGUAUGUAAAGCAGGAAGACCAAAAAUAUAAUUCUCCUAAGGGUGCUCUGAAUAGCAAAGAGUUAGAUUAUUGUAGUGGUGGAAGAGUAAGACAGACUGAAGAAGGGCAUAAUGAAGUACCCAUUAAAUAUAGUUCAGAGAAGGGCUGCAAUGCAUGUGCCAACUCUUAUAAAAAUGAUGUUGAUCUGAGACCCUUUAAUAACACAAAGAAGGAAAGAGUAAGGAAUGAAGGGGAUUUCAGAAAAAAAAUAGAUUCUUCUAAUAGCCAUCAUGACACAAGUCAUACAGUUUCAGAUGUGAAAAUGUCAGAUGUCACUCCUAGGAAGGAGCUGCUCACAAUCAAAGUGGAUAUGAAGAAAAUGAUGAACAAGUACAGGACUGCUUCUAGCCAUACUAUGGAGCGGCAGAUGUCACAUGAUCUGGUUGCUGUUGGCAGGAAAAAUGAAAAUUUUCAUCCAGUGUUUGAACACAUGGAAUCUGUAACACAAAAUGUCGAGAACAACCCAUCAAAAGAAUUUACUCAGGAAAUCAUAACAAUUAUCCAUCAAGUUAAAGCAAAUUAUUUUACAUCUUCUGACCUAACUUUAAAUGAACGCUUCUCAAAAAUUCAAGAUAAACCAGUUGUAAAUUUAAAUGAAGUUAAAAUAUAUUCAGAUCCAGAAAUUCACAGGAGAAUUGAUAUAUCUUUGGCAGAACUUCAGAAUAAACUAGCUAUGCCAUGUGAAUCUGGACAGACUGUUGUGAGAGUUCUAGAAGAUCCAAAUGAUCUACGGCAUGAUAUAGAGAGGAGGAGAAAAGAGAGGCUGCAGAAUGAAGAUGAGAGAGUGUUUCACAUAGACAGUGUAAUUCAAAGGAAUGAGCACAAUGGUAGCUUUUCAAAAUUACAGAACUCUCAAAUUGAUGGAUUCCAAAAGCCUAUAAGAUUCCUAAAACCACCUUUCAGGAAAUUUAUUAGGAAACCUCACAUGAAUUCUUAUUAUGCUGCAAAAACAAAUGACAUCUUUACUCACAGACCAUUUGGAGGACACCUGGAAAAUCCAAGACCCUUCAGAAGACCCUUUAAGAACAACUUUACAGAUGGUCGAUUGCAACACAGUUAUAAAUCAGGCUUAGUACAGAAGGGUUUAUAUAUUCAGGCUAAGUACCAGCGGCUACGUUCUGCUGGUGUAAGGGGAUUUACCACUUAUAAAUUCAGAGAAGGAGUUUUGAGGAAAGAAAAGGAACAGUCAGGCAUUGCCACAGAAACCUGAACUGUGAUAAGUGGAGACAUACAAUAACACGGCAAGGGAGCAUCGGUUUGUUUUUUGACAACUUUGUCAGGAAUUAAAAUGGGAGAAAUGAACUAACACUGUAACUGUCUCGAUAAAAUAACUAUUUUUCAGUAGUGGCAUGCUGCAGAACUUUUUUACAGUUUUAAUAAUUGCUUUUAAAUUACAGUAUUCAAUUGAAAAGUUUAGUAUGGUACCUUUGGUUCUUUUUGCAAACAAGUCCCAAAAAAGAAAAAUUGAAGGGAGUCUUAUUUAUUGAAUACUUUUUCUCUAAGCAUGAUUUUAUGAAUAGAACUUGAGUUGUUAUAACCAGAGGUUUAUAUGUUGAAAAGUUUAUUGCUUACAUAAUAAAAAAAAAAGGGGGGAAAAAAGUGCCUGAAUUGUUUAGUGAUAGCAUAUUAGCUCAGGACUUUCCAAACAAUGACUUCUUAGGUUGUGCAAUAGAGUUUACAGCUCUUUUGAGUCAUUUCCCUAGAACAAUCUUUUGUAUUUAUUUUUGCUUUAUAUUUAGUUGGAUUUUUGACUUAAAUAUAUAUAUAAAUUUGUAAAUAAAUUGUUAGAAAAGUUGUAACAAUUUCCAACAUUUGCUAAAAAUGUGUAAUAAUGGGUAGGUAUGUCAUCUAUUACAUAGCAGUAUCUUAUAACUGCACUGAGAUGCUUGGGUUAGUUAGAGGACUGGUUGACCUGUAUGCAGAAAUAUUCUGGCUCAUCACUUUUUUCCAUAUAUAUCAUUUCUUGAUUAAGCAACACAUUGUCUUACCUUCUGCUACAAGUGACUGACUUGAUUCUAAAAGUGGGCUUAAAGAUAUGUAAAAAACUAGAUAAGAGGAGCAUAUUCUCUAACAAAGCUGUUUAUAACUGAAACUAUUUAAGGCAAAAAGCUUGUAAUUUUUUUAUUAAAAUCCCAAUCAUUCUCCAUAGUUUACCACUCCUCAAUAUCAUUAUGCUUUAUGCAAAAAUCAAGCAGGCUGAUGUACAUAAUAUAAUGCUCAGGCCUAAAGCAAUACUGUAUUGUGUUCAUUUCCCAUUUAUAGUUUGAGCCUUAAUGUAGAUAUGAUGGGGUUGUUUGUGUUAAAGAUUUGUUUCAGACUUCUUAAUACAAGUACACUAAAGGUGUAUAUAACAAGUAACUUUUCCAGGGAAAACUUUCUAAUUAAUUUUAAGAAGAAAGUUAUUGUCAUCCAAUCUUGUGCAUUUUAGUAAUCUCCAACGUUAUAGUAGCCAUAAAAGUACACAUUAGAAUCUCAUUUAUGGAAUGUAUUCAGAAAACUGGCACAUUCAAUAGGCAUGUGAAAAUACAAAGGAAAACACUCAAUUUUUGGGAAGAUCAAGCUAUAAACAAUAUAUACUGCAUGAUUUUUCCAGAGUACCUUUAAUAAUAGGAGUAUUUGACUUAUUGAAACUCCUAAGCCGUGGUUCAAGGGACUAUAAAAUUUUAAUACACUGAAAUCUGCCUAAAAACUUUGACAUACGCUUUGGUACACAGUUUAGUCCUCAUGUAGGAUAAUGUGCAGUACUCAUUAGUAUAACUGUGAUUCAACAACAGACAGACAUGUCGACUUCUGUGAAUGUUUCCAAAAGCUAAGUACAGGACUUAGGUGGUAAUGUACAUACACUGCUUCGUUGUUCAAAAAUUAAACUAGUUUUUUCAGGAACUUACGGUGUGCAUAAGCCAAACAGAAAGUUGUGUUAGAAGAAAGGUUUUCUUUUUCAAACCAAUACAGCUAACAAUUUACAGGUAGCAGUAAAUAUUUUAAAUAUUAGACUGCAUAAAGUGACCCUGUCCAAAUCUAGGCCCAAUUUAUGCUCAAACUGUCCAACAGGCAUGCUGCUUCUUAAUGUGGAAAAAUACCUUUAAACAAAUGUACACACAAUAGAAUGUAGACUGUUGAAGCUACAUUGCUUUAUGGGGCAAUACAGUGUUGUACUAUUUCUGAAACAUUUUCAUUGUUUUCACAAAAGACCUGCAGAAGAAUUACAUUUUGAGCCAAGUAGGAAAAAAUGGUUACAUGAGACAACUCCUCCAUAUCUGAUAAGGGAAUUUUAUACCAUUGUGUGGGAGUAUACAAUAUUGGUGUAGUCAGAUAUCAAAGUUAAUACAUUUUAUGCAAAAAUUCCAACAUUAGAAGUAUGAAUGACUUCCCCAACUGACUAGUAUGUUUUGCUGAUUCUACCUAUGACACUGGGUAGUUUUAAUUUCUUCUGUACUUCAGUUAUAUCUUGUUCUGUGCACGGUUUUAAAAGACUGAUGACCAUUGAUGGUAACACAUUGCAAAUGGCACAUAUUUUAGACUGUAGCCAUUGUAAUUUUAUAAACUUUUCUAACGGGGGGGGGGGGGGGUCAAACACUACUCAUUCAGUCAUUUGUACUUUAACAUGCUUUUCUUAAGAGCUCACCACUUGAACAAAUUAUUUUUUACUAAUAAUUUAGCAAUGCUAAUUCAAGAUUCCUCAACUGCAUUAAUUUAAUAAAUUGGGUGUAUAGAUAUUUUAGCUUACAGGAAUUUACUUGAAUUCUAGGUCUUUUUAAAACAGCCUGAGUUACUACUACAUGCUGUUAUCCAGUGUGAUAGCUACAUUGAAGAGCAUCUGCUGUCCUGCUAAUUGGGGGAAUGUUGCAGAGAUGACUCCCUUCACAUUGUGCAAAGACUUCAUUACAUAUUGUGUGAUAGCGUAUCUUGAUACACAAAUGUACACACACACAAUUGGCUCACUUAGCACUGCACACUUUACUGAUUUCUGUGUUAGACGAAUACUAUACAGUGAUGUACCUGUGAGAAUAAUA